Molecule: messenger RNA, 2390 nt
Organism: Lytechinus variegatus (green sea urchin)
Lineage: Eukaryota; Metazoa; Echinodermata; Echinoidea; Temnopleuroida; Toxopneustidae
Product: homeobox protein Hox-A5-like
Exons: 2
Coding region: 233-1078 (281 amino acids)
Biological process (GO): anterior/posterior pattern specification; regulation of transcription by RNA polymerase II
Cellular component (GO): nucleus
Molecular function (GO): DNA-binding transcription factor activity, RNA polymerase II-specific; RNA polymerase II cis-regulatory region sequence-specific DNA binding
Source: RefSeq, a predicted model, not a curated record
AUAUUCUUAUAUUUUUUUCUCUCUGACCUUACAGCGACACAAGUUUACGAUUCAUCAAACCGAGCACAUCAGAUGUAGAGAGGACGAGUGGUGUAUCUAUCUAUUAGUCAAAGACCUGAGUGAGAUAGUACAGACUCUUGAGCCAGCCGUCAAAGUCAAGCCGAGCAGAGUUACAAAUCACUUGGCAGUUGCCCUCAACUCAACCAGAAGUCAAACAAGGUCCUCGAGACAAAUGAGCUCGUAUUUCGCACAUCCGAUGGCUGGUGCCGAAUUCCACCACAGCGGUGGCUCAAAUUACCCUCAGCAAUCGGUAGGGAGCUACGCUUUGACCGCCGAAGGGCCACAGCACUCCUCCCAUCGCCACCAGCAUUAUCAGGCGGGCAACCCAGUAGCUAGCCCACCGGCCAGCUACGCCUACCCCUACACCGAGGAUAGCCUUCACUCCCUUCAAAACGGCUACUACACCAUGGAAGGGGCUACCGGCAUGGAUGCCACCACAGCGAUAAACCACCAUCAUGCGGCAUCAGGGAACUCCACUUGUGGGUAUACGGUAGACCCCUGCUACCAGACAUCACCGGCCAGUAUGGGGGCAAUGUCGCGCAGAAAGACACCCACUAACACCCCUCCAGUUACCCUCUCGGACUGUGCAUCAAAUGCAAGUCCUCCGACGAACAUCAACAACAACAAUAACAAUCACCAUGGCUCAAUAAAAGGCUCGGGGAAGGGGCAAAGCAACGAACAAAUCUACCCUUGGAUGCGACGUAUACACUCCACAACAGCAGCAGCGGCGGUGAACGGUACAGAGCCCAGUAAACGAUCUCGCACAGCCUACACCCGUUACCAGACGCUUGAACUUGAGAAGGAAUUCCAUUUCAACAGGUACCUCACACGUCGACGUCGAAUCGAAAUCGCACACGCACUCGGUCUGACGGAACGGCAAAUCAAAAUCUGGUUCCAGAAUAGGAGGAUGAAAUGGAAAAAAGAGCACAAUGUCAAGAGUAUCUCACAGCUGAUCAGCCAAGAGGCAGCAGCAAACCUCGCCGGUGCGACGGUGACGCCGCCCUCGGGUAUGCGCUGAUACCUCGCAGGUACGUCGCUUUCAGAACUUGAAAUUAUGACGUUGCACCGCCGUUGACAUUCGGCUUGAUUAUGGUGAAAUCGUCGGACUUAAAUGAGUACAGCACAGUGACUUUUGAUCAUGACAAUUACUUGUAUGAUAUUGUUGGUAGACAUACUUUUUUCCUUUCUGUCCAUCUUGUGCUGAUAAUGAAGUAAAUUAUAAUUAUAGAAAGCAUUGUACAUUGAUUAAAAAGAAUAAAGAUGAUUGAAAGGGAAAGUUAAGUAACGCAGUGAUUACAUGUGCAUUGCAUUGUUCAUCAGAAAUUGUUUGAUGGCGGAGACUUUGUGAUAAUGAGAAAAAAAAAGUUCAGAAAAUGCCACGAGUUGAGAGUCAUGGGUGAUGAAUACCCAGAACGUUCUUGCACGUCAGCACGACUGUUUGAUCUCAUCGCGUGGUAGACUAACACAAGAUAAAGGGGCUUGAUGUUUGAUGAAUAAUAAAGAUUCUUCAAUAAAACAAAUGGCCCAUUAAAAUGGAAGGAGAGUGGAAUGGCAACGGGUACAUAGACUGAUCGGCAAGGUAGCGACAGUUACUGCAGCCAGGGUGCAACUAAAGCGACGGUAAAAGGCGACUACUUCGCCGCGUUGAGCACGAUGCCGAAAUGUGGCAAGAGGCAGAAGGGGACAAGGCGACGUAUCCACGAGACACCAACACCCUUAGGCGGUCACAUGCAAAGGAAAAUAUUGCCCAAAAUGGCGGCUGAAUGAUGGAUUAUUUGUCCGCGGGCGGUUUGUGUCCACAGACUGGCUAUUUCUCACCGACAGUUUUGUGACUGUUAGCUGAAAUGAAUAAUAAUCCGUAGUUUCCCGUUUCUUUUAGCACCAUUUCGCACCAUUUACAUUGAUUUGUUAUAUUUUCAUGCCAUGUACAUAAUAAUGUCAUUCAAUUAAUAUUCAUGUCACAAACUGCGUUCUUUGCAGUUUCCUAUCACAACCAUUGAAAUUGCAGCUUUGUUUUCUAGAAAGCGAGGAAUAAUCGAAAAUGCUUUCGUACACAUUGAGCGUGAAAAUCUUUCUAUCCACACUGAAAGGGGUAUGGCCGUAUGUUAACAGGUACUUUUAUUUAUUUUUCAACCCAGCUGAUUACAAUCUGUAUUGUACUUGAAAAAUAUUUGUGAUAGGUAUUCAAGCGGAUCAGGAAAAAUUAGUAAAUGAUAAAACACCGCUUAUUGCACACACUGUAAAAAUAUCACUUUUACUCUAAAAAGGAGAAUCUGUGAAAAUGUUCAUGGUUAUUGUAAUUCAAUGUGUGUUAUACAUAUAUAUGAUAU